Messenger RNA from Yamadazyma jaroonii, 1119 nucleotides. The record is from the annotation of a GenBank genome assembly. NCBI's taxonomy places the organism in Eukaryota, Fungi, Ascomycota, Pichiomycetes, Serinales, Debaryomycetaceae.
AUGAUUGAUUUGGAGGAUUUGGUCUAUGGAGAGACUCAUGAUUGUCAAUUGUUCAACGAUGCCAUAGCAUAUCUUCGACUUUUAACGGCUUAUAAGUGUUACGAAGUAGUUGACUUAGAUAGUGAUGUCGGAAAGUUUCGUAAAUAUGUCAAACAUGGGACCAGAAGAUUUGUAACUUUUGUUGAAACAAUGAAGGAACAUAAUAUUGAGACAAUUGAUUUCGAUGUUCCUUUAGACAUUUUAUUGGUAUGGAAUGUUGUACUUUUAUAUCCGAGUAUUUCUGAUGAGAUAUUCUCUUCAAUUGGGUACAAAUUGCCUCCCUUCCCACUUAGCGAGAUCUCCACGAGAGGAGAUUUUGAACUCGAUUACGAUCCUGCAGGAUUCGAAGAGUAUAUGGAACCUUUUGAAUGCCAAGAAGACAAUAAGGUACCCAUAUACUGUCCUGUGUGUAAAGAAUUGAUUGAUGAGGUAGAUGUCGAAGACCAAAUCACUCUGGAUCGGUGUAGCUGUGAUUAUCCGGUGAGCGAAACUAGUCUUAAAUGGAUGUUCUUGAAGAGUCAAUGUGAAGAUUUGGAAGAUGGUAUAUGUGAAUUGGUUAAACAUAGUGAAAUACAAGAUGUUUCCGAAUUCAUGGAGUUCAAUUCUUUGCAAAAUGAUCCGAUAGUUAUCAGGGCCAGUCGAUUCCGAAUAUUGCAAUUCACUCCUUUGUUAUAUUUCCCCAUGGACUUACCACUGCUUGUACACGACUUUUCAAGAUUCUACACUUACUAUUUUGAUUUGGAUUUGGCCUCGGACUUAUCCCAAUCGGUUGCUCUUUAUAAUGGCCUCCAGUAUUGGUUGAACUUCAAACAAUUGAAUUUUAAGAAAACCCCAACCUUGGAACUAGAAUUUUUUUGGCAAGUAGAACUUUUAUGUCAUGAGUACAAAAGAGAAGUAGAAGAAGGUGAUUACCUCGAAACAGCUAAAAGUUACCGUGAAAAAUUCGACCAUGAUUUGAGUUUGUGUCCAUGUAUCACCUGUUCCAAAACCAGGGGUCCCUAUAACAAGAUUCCCGGACUUUACCAGUCUCUUGAAAAAGGUUUUACCAACUCUCAUUUUUACCGGACUAUAGAAAAUUGA